Messenger RNA from Drosophila kikkawai, 445 nucleotides. RefSeq lists its product as uncharacterized. The record is from RefSeq and is a predicted model, not a curated record. NCBI's taxonomy places the organism in Eukaryota, Metazoa, Arthropoda, Insecta, Diptera, Drosophilidae.
AUGGUCUAUACCGAACGCAAUGAGAAGUGCCUGAGCAGCUCGUCCAAGGACAAGCCAACUUCUAAGGACUACAACCGCUCCAAGUCCGGAUCCUCUGGUUCAGCAACCGCUUGGAGUGGUCAGGCCUCUAAUGCCGAGAAAUGGAAGUACAACAAUAUGGUCCAGGAUGAUCGGGAAAAGUUCAAUGGAAUGCAUUUCUCUUAGAUCAGAGGAAUACAUAUCCUGUUGAAGGAAGGAUAACUGGGACCGGGGGAGCUGCUUGUUUGUUAUUGUUACUUCUAUAAGUUGGGCUUAGCUGGGUUUCGCUUUAAAUUAGUUCUGUAAGAGUUUUGUUUAUAUGGAUUUAAGUAUUGCUAUGUGAUACAGAGAAGAAAAAACCAACAAAAUUAACACUUCAAUUGGUUUAAAAAAAAAAAAUUAAAUCAUUAAGAGAUGCGCAAAGAAA